CAUUGCUGGUCUCCGCGCCCGCCGGCCGGCGAGCAUCCUUGCCAUGGGCAAGGGCUCGGCGGAGCUCGAAGCCGCCGUGCUGCUGCACGGCGACCUGGACAUCCGCAUCGUGGAGGCCAAAUGCCUCCCCAACAUGGACAUCAUGUCGGAGCGGAUGCGCCGGUGCUUCAGUUCCUGCGGCGGCGGCGCGGGGGCGUGCAGCGGGGACCGCCCCAACGCCCCCCCCGACGGCCUCCGCCGGGGCAGCAGGUCGGCGAAGAAGAAGAUCAUCACCAGCGACCCCUACGUGUCCGUCUGCCUCGCCGGCGCCACGGUCGCGCAGACCCGCGUGAUCCCCAACUCGGAGAACCCCCGGUGGGAGGAGCACUUCCGCGUCGAGGUCGCGCACGCCGCCGCCCGCGUUGAGUUCCACGUCAAGGACAACGACGUCUUCGGCGCGCAGCUCAUCGGCGUCGCCUCCGUGCCCGUCCACAAGAUCGCCGCCGGUGCGCUCAUCAGCGGCUGGUUCCCCAUCGAGGGGCACUGCAGCAACUCUCCGAGACCGGCGCCUGAGCUGCAGUUCUCAAUCCGAUACGAGCCGAUUGAGGACAACCCGUUGUACAAGGAUGGGGUGGGCGCCGGCCCUCGGUACUCCGGCGUGCCCAACGCCUACUUCCCUCUCCGGCGAGGUGGCCGUGUUACUCUCUAUCAGGAUGCCCAUGUGGCCGAUGGUAAUCUGCCCAAGAUUGAGAUAGAUGGUGGCAGGAUCUACGAGCAUGGCAAGUGUUGGGAGGACAUUUGCCACGCCAUUAUCCAAGCUCACCAUCUGGUUUAUAUGGUCGGCUGGUCCAUUUACCACCCUGUCAAGCUUGUGAGGGAGCCUACCAAGCCAUUGCCCGGUGGAACGCCGGCAACGCUCGGGGACCUCCUCAAGGGGAAGGUUCGUGAGGGAGUCCGCGUUGUAGUGUUGCUUUGGGAUGACAAGACGUCGCACGACAAAUUCCUUUUCAAAACGGAUGGUGUCAUGCAUACACAUGACGAGGAAACUAGAAAAUUUUUCAGUCAUUCAGGAGUACACUGUAUAUUGGUUCCUCGUUAUGCCAGCACAAAACUUAGCAUUUUCAAGCAGCAGGUUGUUGGGACUUUAUUUACACAUCAUCAGAAAUGUGUGAUUGUCGAUUCACAAGCAGCUGGAAAUAAUCGCAAAAUAACUGCUUUCAUUGGUGGUCUUGACUUGUGUGAUGGCAGAUAUGAUACACCUGAACAUAGGCUUUUCAAAGACCUUGAUACCAUUUUCAAGAAGGACUUUCAUAAUCCAACGUUUCCAGUUAAUUCCUAUGGACCAAGACAACCAUGGCAUGAUUUACAUUGCAAAGUUGAGGGUCCUGCAGCCUAUGACAUACUGACAAACUUUGAACAGCGAUGGAGAAAAGCUACAAAAUGGAAAGUUAACCUUAAGAAAGUUGCCAGUUGGCAUUAUGACACAUUGAUAAAACUAAACCGGAUGUCAUGGAUUGUUUCACCAGCUACAGGUGAAGCGAACGCGCAUGUUUGUGACGAACAGGACCCAGAAAACUGGCAUGUACAGGUUUUCAGGUCAAUUGAUUCAGGAUCCAUAAAGGGAUUUCCUAAGCUUGUUCAGGAGGCAGAAUCACAGAAUCUUGUUUGUGCAAAGAAUUUAAAGAUUGACAGGAGCAUACAUAGUGCUUAUGUGAAAGCCAUCAGAUCUGCACAGCGGUUUAUAUACAUUGAGAACCAGUAUUUCAUCGGGUCUUCAUUCUGCUGGCCUUCAUGUAAAAAUGCAGGUGCGGAUAAUUUAAUACCCAUCGAGCUGGCCUUGAAGAUCGCAAGCAAGAUCAAGGCAAAGGAGCGAUUUGCAGUGUACAUUGUCAUACCAAUGUGGCCUGAAGGGAUCCCAACCACGGCUGCCAUGCAGCAAAUCCUCUUUUGGCAGGGGCAAACCAUGUCUAUGAUGUACAAGAUUGUCGCGGAUACUCUUCAGAGCCAGGAUCUCUUUGAUGCCCAUCCGCAAGACUACCUGAAUUUCUACUGCCUCGGCAAACGUGAGCUUGCCGACGGUGACAUCUUGUCUCCGAAGACCUUAUGCAACGACACCUCUCCUCUGCACAUGGCUCAGAAGUUCCGGAGGUUCAUGAUCUACGUGCACUCCAAAGGGAUGGUCGUCGACGACGAGUACGUCAUCAUCGGAUCAGCCAACAUAAACCAGAGGUCCAUGGAAGGCUCCAGGGACACCGAGAUCGCAAUGGGCGCGUACCAGCCGCACUACAAGUGGGCUGGAAACACAUGCCCUCCUCGCGGGCAGGUGUACGGGUAUAGGAUGUCGCUGUGGGCGGAGCACCUGGGCACGGUGGAGGAGUGCUUCCGGCGGCCGGAGACGGAGGAGUGCGUGCGGCGGGUGAAGGAGAUGGCGGAGGAGAACUGGCACAAGUACGUGUCGCCGGACGUGGAGGAGGAGACGAGGGGUGGUGGCCACCUGCUGAGGUACCCUGUCCAGGUAGGGAAGGACGGGCAGGUGGGGCCGGUGCCGGGGAACGAGUUCUUCCCGGACGUCGGCGGCAAGGUCCUCGGCGCGCAGUCGUCGUCGCUGCCCAAUGCCCUCACCACGUGCGUAGGCUCGUCUCUUCUUGGUUGUGUUGGUGGCGUGUGUUGUAGCUCUGGUUUCUUGGUGCCAAAUGUUGUGGGUAACAUUUGGAAGAAAAGAAAUCGCCAGAUUUUUUACAACAAAUCAAUGCGACCGGAUCAGGUUUUCUAACUAUUCAGAACGAUGUAAUGUUUUGAAGAAGGGCGUGCGGUACC
Molecule: messenger RNA, 2796 nt
Organism: Setaria italica (foxtail millet)
Lineage: Eukaryota; Viridiplantae; Streptophyta; Magnoliopsida; Poales; Poaceae
Product: phospholipase D delta
Exons: 10
Coding region: 44-2752 (902 amino acids)
Biological process (GO): phospholipid catabolic process; phosphatidylcholine metabolic process
Cellular component (GO): plasma membrane
Molecular function (GO): D-type glycerophospholipase activity; calcium ion binding
Source: RefSeq, a predicted model, not a curated record